Molecule: messenger RNA, 1317 nt
Organism: Clonostachys rhizophaga
Lineage: Eukaryota; Fungi; Ascomycota; Sordariomycetes; Hypocreales; Bionectriaceae
Source: the annotation of a GenBank genome assembly
AUGGGUCAGACCCUCUCGGAGCCGGUUGUCGAAAAGUCUUCCGAAAAGGGUGGGGAUGACAGACUCAUCUACGGCGUCUCAGCCAUGCAGGGCUGGCGCAUCAGCAUGGAGGACGCCCAUACUACCGUACUCGACCUCCUAGCCGCUAACGACACUGAUGGCACCAACAAGAACGGAGAGACAGGCGAGGACAGGCUCGCGUUUUUUGGCGUCUUCGACGGCCAUGGAGGUGACAAAGUUGCGUUGUUUGCCGGCGCGAACAUUCACAGUAUUGUCUCAAAGCAGGACACCUUCAAGUCUGGCGACUAUGCACAGAGUCUCAAGGACGGUUUCCUAGCGACCGACAGAGCUAUUCUCAACGAUCCCAAGUACGAGGAAGAAGUGUCCGGCUGCACAGCUUGUGUUGGUUUGAUCGCUGGAAAGAAAAUUUACCUGGCCAAUGCCGGUGAUUCCAGAGGUGUUUUGGGUAUUAAAGGAAGGGCCAAGCCUCUCUCCCAAGAUCACAAGCCACAACUCGAGACCGAGAAGAACCGAAUUACCGCUGCCGGUGGUUUCGUUGACUUCGGCCGUGUCAAUGGCAACCUUGCCCUGUCGCGCGCCAUUGGAGACUUUGAGUUCAAGAAGAGCGCAGAACUUUCCCCCGAAAAUCAGAUUGUCACAGCCUUCCCUGAUGUCGACGUACACGAUCUCACAGACGAAGACGAGUUCCUGUCCUCCCAAGCCGUAGUCGAAUUUGUGCGGAGAGGAAUUGCCGCCAAGCAGGAUCUUGACAAGAUUUGCGAGAACAUGAUGGACAACUGCCUUGCUUCAAACUCAGAGACUGGUGGUGUUGGCUGUGACAACAUGACCAUGAUCAUCAUCGGCUUCCUCAACGGCAAGACCAAGGACGAGUGGUAUGACGAGAUUGCAAAGCGAGUAGCCAACGGAGACGGCCCUGCCGCUCCUCCGGAAUACGCCGAGUUUCGAGGACCCGGAGUCCACCACAACUACGAAGAUAGUGACAGCGGGUAUGAGAUGGACGCGGAAAACAAGGGCAAAUCAUUUGGCGUUGGUGGGUAUAAAGGUCGUAUUAUUUUCCUCGGCGAUGGGACUGAGGUUCUUACCGAUUCAGAUGACACCGGAAUGUUCGAUAACGCGGACGAAGACAAGGACCUUGAGAGCCAAGUCUCCAAGAGCUCCGCCUCAUCGGAGGCCCCGAAGCCCGAGCCCUCUUCGGCCGAACGAAUAAUUACAGCAUCGACGACCAAGGAGGACGAAACGAAGGAUGACGCAAAGACGAAAGCGGAGACGACCGCCGAACAGAGUAAGAAGGACUAG